AUGUCUUUAGAAAUUAAUGGCUGUGACACUGUAGAGAACAAAUUGAAAAAUUAUUUUAUCAAGAGUGUUACUGAUAUAGUAAGCACCAUACCUUCAGGUGAAGAGGAAGCUAUAACGGCGGCAGUGCCUUUAGAAGAGGAAUUUUGGAGGUUUCAAGAAAUUACGCAAAACUGUUUUUCAAUUGAAGAAAAGAUCUACGGUUUCCUGAUAGACAUGAUGCAUGAAAGUUGCGAAUGGGCUUGA
This is a messenger RNA of Acanthoscelides obtectus, 243 nucleotides long. NCBI's taxonomy places the organism in Eukaryota, Metazoa, Arthropoda, Insecta, Coleoptera, Chrysomelidae. The record is from the annotation of a GenBank genome assembly.